GUUCUUCGGCAGCUCAUUUAUCGUCCUGUAGUUCCGAAAAUGGCGUGUUCAUUACCCAUUAGGAUCUCAAUAUGUUGUAGUGUUGUACUGCUAAUAUGCACACAUCUAGCGAGCGGUAACAACGGCAGAAAGGUCGGAGAUGCUGUGGACACUGAGUUCAGUGGGUUCUCCGUGCCUCUGGAGCACUCGUUUGAAGUCGAUGAUCUGGCGACGUUUCGGGUGCGCGGGGCCCUGAUACUCAAACCUGGGAGGGAGCCGGCCGUGUCACUGUCUCAGAACCAGCUGUCAGAGGAGGACAGGACUAAACUCAAGGAGGUGGCAGCAGUGGACGGCCUGUACAGAAUCAGAGUGCCCCGCGUGUCUCUGCAGACGGACAGGAUGUCGGAGAGGCCGAUGGAGGGGCACCUCUCUGCCUUCGUCAGAGCAUGUGCCAUGGUGGAGUCCCACCUCAGCGACGUCAUCACCCUCACCACCGACGUGUCGGGCUACCUCAUCGGGGUGUCCAUCGUGACGCUGCCCGGGGCGUGCCGGGGCAGCGAGGUGGAGGACGAGGUGGACCUGGAGGCCUUCAACACCACCCUGAGCGUCAUGGAACCCAUCAACGCGUCCCCACCUGAGACGGCUCUGUUUAUCGAACGCCUGAACAUGGAAAUCGAGAAGAAGGGAAAGAAUCCACAGGAGCAGAAAUCUUUCUUUGCUAAAUACUGGAUGUACAUAGUGCCUCUCGUUCUCUUCCUAAUGAUGUCGGGCGCCCAAGAUCAAUCUGGGGGAGGAGCCAGUGGUGGCGCAGCCAAUGGGGGUGGUCGAUGAUUUUUCUUUUUCUUUUUAGUUGACGAUAGUUGUUCAGGACGAAAGUUUUAAUGGAGAAGUUUCUAACUGCUGUAAAUAAUGCUAUUUAAACAUUUCUCGUACAAUUACAACACGCUGUAAUGUCCGAACAGAUUGUCUGCAUAAACUGUUGUCAUUUGCUGAUGUUUUUAUUCUAAUAAGUAAAAAGUAUUUAUUAAUUCCCAGUAGAUACGUUUACGACUGACUGCCCCCAUUUAGUCUUUUAACACGGCGCCGUUUAGCAUUAUCAACUGAUCCUAACAAGUGUGUUUGUGUGUGAUUUAAAUUGCAAUAAAUGUCCCAAGUUAGCGGUGUGUGUGUGUGUGUGUGUGUGUGUGUGUGUGUGUGUGUGUGUGUGUGUGUGUGUGUGUGUGUGUGUGUGUGUGUGUGUGUGUGUGUGUGUGUGUGUGUGUGUGUGUGUGUGUGUGUCCCUCCCUCACGGCUCCAGGCAGCAGAUCAAGUAAUUACAGGCUCGCUAUUUAAUGUUCUUGCCAGGAUUGACUCGAAUGGUCCUGGUAAACAGAAAACAUCCAUCUGUUAUGGCGGCUAAUUGUAGUUAUUGUUCAGCCUAGUGAUAUGGACCACAUUCGGAUUCAACAUGAAAUGCGGUCUAAUUUAAGAAAAAAGUGCAUGUUUUUCCUGUGUUCAGAUUAAUUGAAAGCCACUGUUUUUUUUGAUUCUGUUUUGUCUGCAAAUGCUUCCGUGAUUAAAACAUUUAAUGUAACAAAUGUGUCGCAUUUGAAAAUAACCCAAGAAAUGCUUUGCUCCAUUAUAAAGGACUAUAUAGUGUCAUUGUUAUGUAAAGUUUUAAACUCUAAAUAAAAUAAAAUUACCCUAUAUACC
Messenger RNA from Gadus chalcogrammus (walleye pollock), 1671 nucleotides. It is a transcript of the gene emc10, whose product is annotated as ER membrane protein complex subunit 10. The record is from RefSeq and is a predicted model, not a curated record. Gene Ontology annotation, cellular component: EMC complex. The transcript has 7 exons. NCBI's taxonomy places the organism in Eukaryota, Metazoa, Chordata, Actinopteri, Gadiformes, Gadidae. The coding region runs from base 40 to 810 and encodes 256 amino acids.